This is a messenger RNA of Cutaneotrichosporon cavernicola, 3867 nucleotides long. RefSeq lists its product as uncharacterized. The transcript is spliced from 7 exons. Lineage: Eukaryota; Fungi; Basidiomycota; Tremellomycetes; Trichosporonales; Trichosporonaceae. The record is from RefSeq and is a predicted model, not a curated record. Gene Ontology annotation, molecular function: protein binding; sterol binding. Gene Ontology annotation, cellular component: nuclear envelope; intracellular membrane-bounded organelle; membrane. Gene Ontology annotation, biological process: piecemeal microautophagy of the nucleus; exocytosis; endocytosis. The coding region runs from base 1 to 3867 and encodes 1288 amino acids.
AUGGCGGCCGAGGGUAAACCUCUACCUCCUCCUCCCAUCGAGUCCGAAAUGGACGCCCCUCAUGGCCAUGCAGCGCACACAUCAGAUCGUCUCAGUCCGGGCUCAAAGGGCCACGGCGGGACCUCGCCAGUGUCGACCAAUGCAGCGCUGUACAACUUCAAGCUGUUGGAGGCUCUCCGGUCGGGCAACGGGGCCGAGGUUCAGCCAUAUCUCGAUGAGCUCAAGACAGCACCAGAGGGUAGUGCCGGGCGCUUGCUCGGGAUGGCUGUGCGUGUGGCUUCUGUUCCCGUCAUCAAGUACAUUCUCAACUCGCCCAGCAUCCCAUCCCCAAACCUCCCCGUCAACCCCCCUUCCCCGGCCACAGCCCUCCACAUAGCGAGCGACAUUGGCCGCCCUGAGGUCGUCGAACUUCUCCUCAACGACCCACGCGUUGACGACACGAUCCGUGACGACAAGGGCCGCUCCGCCCUCGAAUGCUCAUCCAACCCAGAGGUCUCUGCUCUGAUUGAAGACUCGCGCGCAACCCUCCAGUCGCGCUUCCUGGUCCUCCUUUCCAGCUACGUGUCGAGUCCUCUCUCGUCCGUCGAGGAAGGUACCAACAUGCUCAACUUCCUUGACAAGCCCCGCGCCGAGGGGCUCAACCUCAACGCGCUCGACGAGCGCACGGGCACCAGCCUGCUCCAUGAGGCCGCGCGGAGGCGUGACCUCCGCCUGGUCGAGCUGGCUGUCAAGCGUGGUGCAGACGUGUUCGUCCGCGACCGUCGGGGAAGACGUGUCCAGGAGCAUGACAAGGGCGCUGAUGAGCGCAUCAAGACGUACCUCCGCCAGUUCACUAACCAGGAGACUAUGGUACAGAACAAGAGCGACGGUCGCCCGCCCGACCUCAAGGGCUUCUUAAGCAAGUGGGUCAACUACAGAUCCGGGUGGAAGACGCGCUGGUUUGUCCUCGAGAAUGGCGUCCUCAGCUACUACCGUAACCGCGAAGACGAAGAGGUCGCGUGCCGUGGUUCUAUCGCACUUGCCACCGCGCGCAUCAGCCCUUCUCCCGAUGGCACUCGUUUCGAGAUUAGCUCCAAGAUGACAACCUCUGUUCCCAAGAUCAUCGUCAAGUCGAACCUGCGCGGCGAGAUCGCUCGAUGGGCACAGGCAAUCCGCCUCAACAUGGAGUUCUACAGCAAGGACCGGCAGCUGCAGAGGUCUGGGUCUAACGCCGGUGUCGACCACUCCGACGCACGUUCUACCAAGUCGAGCAUUGGCCCUUUGGCGUCUCUGGGCGGACCUUCCGCAUCCGGCAGCCGCGGGAUUAGCGCGACGCUGAACGAGCUCCCUGCUUCGGACCAGUUCCUGCACCCCAGCCUCAAGCGCACACCCACUUCGCUGAGCGGCAUCAGCAGCAAGUCCAAGUCGGGCACACGAACCCAGAACACCGAGGUCCCGCCCGUCCCUCUCCUUCCCGACCGCUCGCGUAGACACGCACCUUCCUCGAGGAAGAGAGACAACUCACCGGGCGGCAACACCACUGCCAGCGAGCUCGACAAGAGUGACUCGGACAAGGACACUGAUGACGGCAUGUCGGGCCCCGAGACCGUCCCGCACGAGUCCGAGUUUGAGCUCAGCAUGCUGAACUUAACGGCGCAGCUUGAGCUCACUCAGCAACUUGUCGACUCGAUGGUCGUCUCUCCCGACAUUCCUGACAGAUCGUCUGUCCACGGCAGCUCGUCUCCUUCGCGCCAGCGUCAGGUCAAGGAGGCUCUCCGCCAGUCGAUCGCGACCCUCAACGGCCUCGUUCAGAGACAGCACGGCAUGACUCAGGACCGCGAACGUUACUACCAGAACCGCAUUAAGCGCGAGUUGCAGACCCGCAAGCUCUGGGAGGAGAACCUCCUUGCUGUCGCAGAGCAACAGGCUGAGACGGAAACCCAGCUCAAUGAGGCAGCCAAGGACAACGAGAAGAAGCGACGUGCUCUCCGCCAAGCGCGCUCUGUGCUCGCCGAACUCAGCUUAAGCCAGCCAGCAUCGCCUGGAAUGGAGGGCAGGGAUCCAGAGCUCAGUAUCCUCGGCGGCGCCUUCACCGCUCCUCCCGCUACUCACCAUCCCGCGAUAGGUGAUUUUGCCCCAUCUUUUGCCUUACCACCGGCAGAGGAGGCGGCUCCUGCAACUGGAGCCAGCCCGAACCUCCGUCGAUCGAUUUCGAGAAGGUCGAUAUCGAACAGAGCGUCCGUGUCACUCGGCCGUAGGGCGUCGAUCGGGCAGUACAACCGUGGUUCGAUCGGACGCCGCCAGUCGAUCUCAUUUCAGGACAUUGACCACGUUGUGGCUGCCAUCGAUGACUCUGAAGACGACGACGACGAGUUCUUCGACGCGAUCGAAACAGGAACGAUCCCGAACCUGAAGACGUUCGACACGAUCUCCAAUCCCCAGGGACCUGGGUCGCGCCCAGCCACCCCUGUCCACAUAUUGCCAGCCAAGGAGGCCAAGGAAUCUCCCCUCGGCCAGGUCGUCGCUGUCCGCCAAGCCAAGAAGGGCACCGUGGAGUCGUACCUCGCGCGCAAGAGCUUGGAGCCGUACAACCAUGUGCGCCAUCGUCUCCCCAUCGACGACGACAAGCGCCCAUCGGUGUCGCUGUGGAGUAUCCUCAAGUCGUCGAUUGGCAAGGAUCUCACCAAGAUCUCCUUCCCGGUCAGCUUCAACGAGUGCACAUCCAUGCUGCAGCGAAUGGCCGAGGACAUGGAGUACGACGCGUGCCUCACUGUCGCAGCCAGCGAGCAGGACUCGCUCAAACGUCUCGCCUUCGUUGCUGCAUUUGCCAUGUCCAACUACUCGUCGACGAUUGGGCGUAUCGCCAAGCCCUUCAACCCCAUGCUGUCGCAGAGCUUCGAGUACGCCAUCCCCAACCGCUAUCGCUACAUCUCGGAGCAAGUGUCACAUCACCCACCCAUCUCGGCGUGCUACUCUGAGGCGCCGACAUGGCGGUACUACGGCGAGGUCGACGCCAAGAACAAGUUCCAGGGACGUUACUUUGAGAUUCGACCCACAGGCGUCGCGCACGCCGAGCUGGUCAUUCCCAAGGAGUGGGUGAACCCUGCGGACAAGUACCCGCCUGCAGGCGCGGAGUACCCCGAGGGCAAGGUCCUCGAGCACUACUCGUGGAAGAAGGUAAUCACGAACGUGUCCAACUUCAUCAUGGGCAACCCGAUCAUUGACCACUACGGCGACAUGAAUGUCACGAACCACCGCACUGGUGAGACCUGCGUGUUGACAUUCAAGCCGCGCACAUGGCGCGGCAAGGACGCCUUUGAGAUCAAGGGCAGCGUGUACGACAGACAGGGCAACGUGGCGUGGGAGAUUGCUGGCCGCUGGGAUUCGCAGCUCAUUGCACGCCGCGCUGGCGUCGGUUCCGCACCGCUGGAGGUGGAUGAGUCCGUGUCCGAGGACCCCGAAUACUUGCAGCUCUGGAAGAACACCCAAAAGCCCAAGGCACCGUUCAACCUCACGCCGUACGCGGUGACGCUCAACGACAUUCCCGAGGGCCUCGAGGAGUACCUCGCCCCGACCGACUGCCGUCUGCGGACGGACCAGCGUGCGUUCGAGAACGCCGAGUACGACAGAGCCCAGUUGCUUAAGUCCCUUAACGAGGAGAAGCAGCGCGAGACGCGCCGCCUGCGCGCCGAGGGACGCAUGCAGCAGCAUGAGCCUCGGUGGUUCACGGCCAUCACGGACCAAGAUUCGGGAGAGCGCCUGUGGGAGCCCAAGCGCGCCGGCGACGGAGAGGUGCUCUUCUGGCAUGAGCGCGAGCAGCAGGGCGCCCUGCCGGACGGAGAAAAGUGGGCCGAGGUCGACCACAUCUUUGUCGACGAUGGUGAAUAA